AAUAUGGACGUCAGUGACUCAAAACAUGUCGCGCGUUGCGCUUCAGGGUGAUAGAACAAGCUUAAACUGGUUUCUUUUUCACGUUUCGCGAGUGACAUUAGGUUUCUUUGAAUGUGCGAACGUUUUCGAUCAGGAAUCAUCGUUUAUUUUCGACGGAGUAUCCGUAGAAUGUCAGAAAAUUGCGAAUGCUAGGUGACAACUGCAAGUGGUCUGCUUUGGAGUAGUGAGAAGGGGUAAAAAUACAGGGCCGCCUUUACGUGAGAGCAAACGGAGUACCGCGUCGGGGCGCCUAUUGCCAGAGAUGUUUCAACGAUAAAGAAAACAGAAAUUCGAAAAAUGAAUAAAAAUGAGGCGUCUAAAUCGGAAGUUGAAUUUUCGCGCUGAUACCUCUGGCGUCCAGCCUGGAGAGACACGUGGCGGCAGCACCGUACAUUUAAAGAGAACAUUUAAAGGGAAAGUACGAGAGAGAGAGGAGAGCUGAAUGCUGUGAUGAGACGAAGAUAGGGCGAUGAGAGUGAGAUCAUACCAUAUUGCCAGCGCCGCGGUGCGAGAAAGACCGGUGAUUUCGUUCAACUACACACGGUAGUCGGUGUUUGGCCACGAGAGCGGGAUAGUCGAGUUAGAGAUGAAGAAGGAUAACGGAUAGCGAGAAGGAGGGCAGACUUGCGAGGGAGAGGCGACGAGUUUGUUUAUCGCCUUGGUGAACGGCGAGAGCAGUCAGUGCGGUGCUACACUUGGCCUGUAGUGGUUGGGACGAUUGGUGGUAGCUCGGUUCGUAUGUUCGGUCUUGUUCUUUUGACAAUUUGUACUUGGAAAAGUUGUGCGCGGGUGGCCACGUCGUGUGUUCCGCGUCGCGCACAUGUCAGCGUCGGUUUAACAUCGCCCGUAGACCCGGUGCCCUGAAGAGCAUGCCGCUAACCAUUGCCAAAACAUAGUCGUUCAGUGUAUCGUGUGCCAAAGAUCGGUGACAUUCGUGUCAUACCCCAGCAAAGAUCGUUUGGAAUUUCACCAACAUCGUGGGAAGAACCCGCAUCGCCGUAAUAUUUAAAAGAUAAGGCGACCAAGGUGACCGAAAUCUCGCAGUGCCGUUUCGAGCAGUCGCGUUUUAGCUUCGAUUAUUAUCAGCCCCACCUUCUUCCCUUCCUUUUUCCAUUCUCCGUUGAACCGAUCCGAGACGAUUCGCGGCGAUGGUGUACGGAAAGUAAAUGAAAAUUCGCGGGACGCGUCGGAUUUAUCGGGAGACUUCGUUUAGUUUCGUUCGCGUCGUGUUCGCGUCGCGUUGAUCCGCUCGGUAGGAAAUAAAUUAGAAUCGCGUAACGGUGACGAACGCGCGCGAUCGAGCACCGCGUCGGUAACAGUGUUAUCAGAAUAUUCCUUGUCAUUUCCCCGUCAACACGAUGAUCGUUAAAACGAGCUUGUUGUGCGUCCUGACGGUGAUCGGUACCCUCGUGAAAUCGGAACCGGGACCACGUCUGCGAUCCACGCCAAUCUACACCAAUCAAUUUGCGGUCCACGUGCCGGAUGGACCGGAUGCUGCCGCCGAGAUCGCCUCCAAAUAUGGAUUCGACAACUACGGACAGAUUGGAGCACUGAAGGAGUACUUCCUCUUCGCUGACAAACGACUUCACAAGAGGUCUCUCUCCAGCAGCGAAUCGCACCAUAAGACGUUAAGGGAUGAACCGAGGGUACGAUGGUUCCAGCAGCAGCACGAGAAGAAGCGCAAGAAGAGGGACUUCGCGCCCACGUCGUUCGCAUUCAGCGAUUACCCGUCAUUUUUCGACGAGUUUGGCCCGCGUCCUCGGCAAGCCACGUUCCAUCGGCAAAGAAAUAGAGGUGUACCCUUCCAGAACCUGUUCACGGAUCCGCUCUUCAAGGAACAGUGGUACCUGAACGGCGGGGCCAAGGAUGGCUACGAUAUGAAUCUUGGCCCAGCGUGGCAGAAGGGUUACACUGGCAAGGGUGUUGUCGUGUCGAUCCUCGACGACGGCAUACAAACGAAUCAUCCCGACCUGGCACUGAAUUACGAUCACCAGGCCAGCUGGGAUAUCAACGACAACGACAACGACCCGAUGCCAAGGGACAACGGUGACAACAAGCACGGGACUCGAUGCGCUGGCGAGGUCGCCGCAGUUGCUUUCAACCAAUACUGCGGCGUCGGCGUCGCCUAUAACGCCAGCAUAGGAGGCGUGCGAAUGCUCGAUGGCCCGGUAAACGAUGCCGUCGAAGCCAGAGCACUGGGAUUGAAUCCUGAUCACAUCGAUAUAUAUAGCGCUUCUUGGGGCCCCGAGGACGAUGGUAAAACUGUCGAUGGUCCUGGCCCUCUUGCCAGGAGGGCGUUUAUUUACGGUGUAACCAGCGGGCGCAAGGGCAAGGGCUCGAUCUUCGUGUGGGCGUCAGGGAACGGCGGUCGUCACACGGACUCUUGCAACUGCGACGGCUACACGAACAGUAUCUUCACUUUGUCCAUAUCGAGCGCCACGCAGGGCGGCUACAAGCCCUGGUACCUCGAGGAAUGCAGCUCUACUCUCGCCUCGACUUACUCCUCGGGGACUCCAGGCAACGACAAGAGCGUCGCAACGGUAGAUAUGGACGCCAAGCUGCGACCAGAUCAUAUUUGCACAGUCGAGCACACCGGAACGUCGGCCUCGGCCCCGUUGGCAGCGGGGAUCGCCGCCCUAGCUCUCGAGGCGAAUCCCAGCCUCACGUGGAGGGACAUGCAGUACCUGGUGGUCCUCACCUCGAGAUCCGGCCCUCUCGAGAAGGAGCCUGGCUGGAUCCUCAACGGAGUCAAGAGAAAGGUCUCCCACAAAUUCGGUUACGGGCUGAUGGACGCCGGGGCUAUGGUCAGCUUGGCCGAACAGUGGACCAACGUGCCACCCCAGCACAUCUGCAAGUCCGACGAGAUCAACGAGGAGAGACGUAUCGAUCCCACCUACGGUUACACGCUCAGCGUCUACAUGGACGUCACCGGUUGCGCUGGAUCCUUGAACGAGGUUCGCUUCCUCGAACACGUGCAAUGCAAGGUUUCGUUGAGGUUCUUCCCGCGAGGAAAUUUGAGAUUGCUGUUGACCUCGCCGAUGGGCACCACGUCAACUUUGCUGUUCGAGAGGCCGCGGGAUGUUCUCAGCUCUAACUUCGACGACUGGCCCUUCCUCAGCGUGCACUUCUGGGGUGAAAAGGCGGACGGUCGAUGGACUCUGCAAAUCAUUAACGCCGGGAAUCGGCACGUUAACUCACCAGGAAUCCUAAAGAAGUGGCAGCUAAUCUUUUACGGCACCGCGUCGAAUCCCAUCAGGAUACGAACACGUCAAUAUAACCCGGUACAAGCGCAUUCUUCGUACUCCUCAGUGCAAUACCCAUUCACAGUAGACGAUGAACCACUAUCACUGGGCCAUCGCGGCGACGUCGACUUCUUUCCUUCGUCUACCUUUCAGGGCUACCAGGGCCCGUACGUCGGCGCCGGUUCCAACGUCCAGGCGUCCGUGGCAACCUUGGACGGUUCCUCCGCACCCAUCCUGACUAAUCGACUACCUGGGGACACGUCGUCCGCUUUCGAUUCACCCCCAUCCUCGUCUCAAGUCGGAGACGACUCCCUGGACACUACCAGAAAAGUUCUGCACGACUGUGAUCCCCAGUGCGAUGCUCAGGGGUGCUACGGAAACGGACCCACGCAAUGUAUCAACUGUAAAAAUUACCGACUCGACAAUACGUGCGUGAGUCGGUGUCCGCCGAGGAGCUUCCCCAAUCAGGGUGGAGUCUGCUGGCCCUGCCACGAGUCCUGCGAAAUUUGCGCUGGGGCUGGCCAGGACUCUUGUCUCUCCUGCGCACCCGCUCAUCUUCGAGUCACCGAUCUGGCAGUGUGUCUCCAGCAGUGUCCUGAAGGAUAUUACGAGAACACGGAGAAUAGCACGUGCGUACCUUGCGAGGCGAAUUGCGCCAGUUGCCAGGAUAGGCCGGAUAAAUGCACCAGUUGCGAGCAUCACUUGGUCAUGUACGAGAACAAGUGUUACGCGUCGUGCCCUGUCUACACCUACGAAACUCAAGAUUACAGCUGCGCGGCGUGUCAUUCCACGUGUGAAACUUGCAACGGCACCGCCGAAAACCAAUGCAUCGCCUGUCGGCCCGGAUUGUUUUCACUGAACGGAACAUGUCGAGCAUCUUGUCCAGCUGGAUACAGCGCGGACAAGAAACGACGAGAGUGCAUGCCGUGUCCUCCAGGAUGUGCAACCUGUGCGACGUCGACAUGCACGAGCUGCAUCACGGAGUGGAGCCUGAACGAAGAAGGAUUAUGCGCUCCCGAGCACCGCGAUCAGUGCGAGACUUCCGAAUAUUACGAUAACGGGCACUGCAAACCGUGUCAUACAUCGUGCAGGACCUGCGCGGGUCCUUCGGAGAAUUACUGUAUCUCCUGUCAGAACUCCUUGCUACUCCAAGGAAUGCGUUGCGUCUAUCAAUGCGACGACGGCUAUUAUUCCAUGGCGCAACCAUCCAGACCUGUUUGCGUUCCUUGUUUACAUACCUGCAAAACUUGCGUGUCCCGAUUGAACUGCACCGCCUGUCAGGAUGGAUUGCAGCUGCAGAGCGGAGAGUGCAGGUCGUCUUGCGCCCAAGGAUAUUAUAGCGAUAGAGGUCAAUGCGCCAAAUGUUACUUAUCGUGUAACACGUGCUCCGGACCUAGAAGGGAUCAGUGCGUAACGUGUCCUCGUGGCUGGCAACUGGCAGCGGGAGAGUGCCACCCGGAAUGUCCCGAAGGAUUCUUCAAAUCCAACUUCGGCUGUCAGAAGUGUCACCACUACUGUCGCACGUGCAAAGGAGAAGGUCCAUUGGAAUGUACAUCCUGUCCCCCGCACUCCAUGCUAGAGGGUGGCUUGUGCAUGGAGUGUCUCGGUGCGCAGUACUACGACUCUUUGACGCAGCUUUGCAAGAAUUGUCACACCGAUUGUCGAAGAUGUACUGGACCUGGAAAAUUCAGUUGCGCAGCCUGUUCGCCCCCGUUGCACUUGGAUAAGUUGAACAACCAGUGCGUGCCUUGUUGCACGGGCAACGAGAAGGGUCCACAGGCUGAAGAGUGCUGUCUAUGCGAUCCAGAGAGUGGCGGCUGCAGGAACAGCUCGCCAGCUGGUAAAAGAAGAGUACCGGGAACAGAGUUUGCCUCGGCAGACUCGGCCAUUUCAGAAGUGUACGCGAAUUACGAAGGAACAACGACUGAUAAGAGUGAUUCAGCGUCUCUGGCCAUAACGGCGACUAUAACCAUAGCUGUCGCCAUUUGUUUGGUAUCGGUAGCUCUGUUUGCUACCAUAUUCAUCGCGCUUCAGGCUAUGUCGGGAAGAAGGGAAGCUAACAAGGGUUACACGCAGCUGGCCAUGAGGGUGGAUCCUCCGGAUGACGUUGACGCCGACGACACAACGGAACUGAUGACCUAGACCCUUUUAACGUUUUCUAACUAAUGACAGGACCUCUCAUCAAAAGUGUUUGAUGAAGGUCGACCAGUUUCGAUCACGAUAGAUCGUGUGUUUGCGUGGCAUUAGAAACGCGGCGAUUAGAGUCGGGAACAGCCGCGCUCCGUUAAGAUCCGAUGUGGUCCGAGGCGAAGAAACGGAAACACACACGAUAAAAAUACAAAAAUGAACAAAAAAAAAAAAACACACAGAAAAAAAUAGAGAGAACGGAAUAUAAGUAUAGAUUGAAGGAAGAGGAGGAAUUUGGAGGAAACGAAAGAGUGGUGACGAGAGAUAACGGAUAGGGAUUAAACGGAACGGGGACAAAGGAACAAGAAAAAUUCGUUCAAAACGUGAUAGUAAAGACACUUUUUUUGGCGCACUGUACGGAGAGAAGUGUGACUGUUGUUCACUUUAUUUGAUAGUGCGGUUUGCGUGCGCGGUCGUGUGAAUGGCGGUGAACGAGGUGUUUAGGUAUACUUUUUUUAACGGUUAGGCGCGUCGCUGAUUCUUUCGAGUGCACAUACACUAGUGUGUAAUGCCGAGUAACUUUAAAUGGAAGUACGGUUAAUAGACAAACAAGAAAAAAAAAGGGUGACGGACAUUAUAAAGUGCCUGAUUUACAACGCCCUUUGACAACGUUCUUUCCUCUGCUCCCUUUAUUGGCCUCCGUCGUGAACGGUGGGUCGAAUGUUCACCUGUGCCGUCAACGAUGUGUAUUAUAUUACCAUUGGGAACGAUUCGUUCAAUCAUUCCCAAUUAGACAUUGAGAUCGACUAGAUGAAUCCAAUUCGCGUAACGAGCACCUGCAGGUGACUCGAUUCAGUAGACACCUUGCGCUGGAAACAGUUCCUAUACGGAUUGUUUUGUAUUAAUCCUAAUUACCAUCUGUCGCGAACGAUUCGUUGAACCUUCGCUCGUGCCCCAAACAAUGCGUAUCGUGGUCAUUGGAGAGUAUUCCUUAGAUCAUUCCCAAUUAGACUUUGAGAUCGACUAGAAAUUUUAUCGAGGAAUCCAGUUCGCGUAACGAGCACCUGCAGGUGAUCCAAGGAUCCAAGGAAACAAUGCUGAUAAUGCGGAGGCUUGGUAACGUACGAUGAAGAACAAACGUAGCCUCUGUGUGUUGGUUUGCAUUAUGGACCAGUUGAACGUAACGACAAGUGCGCAUUAUAACGUGUCAUUGUAACAUAUUAACGCUGGCAACACGAUUGCGGUGAUUAUAAAUUAAUAACGACAACGGGCGGAAAGGAGCAGACGGAAUAGGUUGAUGGAAUGUUCAACGGCGAAAGAGAGAAUGAAAGCGAUAGAAAUAGAAGUGAACAAAGAAUUGUUUGUUCCCGCGAGAAGGUUUGUACAGCUUCGUUCUCGUGCAACGAACCGACAUCCCCCCUCACCCCGAGAGAUGAGAAACCACACUGAUUUUCUUGAUGAUCCAGCGCGUGUAUCAGCCAUUCCGUCAUUUUUCAACCAAUCGACAGCCAACUGCAUUUUUCUAACUGUUUGUUGUUAUUGCUGCAUUGUCUAUAUAUUUUGUUUUGUUUAGCACCCUAGGUAUUUACCGCGUUGAUCCUGCUUCGUUCGUAUUAAUUUGUUGUAGACUAAAAUGAAAUGGAAAAAAAUGAAAACCAACGACCACGUUGAUGUUAAAUAACAAUUGGAUUUUAAACGUAUAACGAAGGAAACAUACGUCGCGAAGAAGCCACGAAACAGUCCUCGGUAAAUCGGUACCUUUAAGAGCUACUGUCCGCGCCUACCGUGUGAAUAUUGAAUUUCUCCUCGUGAUUUGAUAUAAAGCUAUUAUUGUACUUUUAUGAUGAACGCGAUUAUAAAUAUAUACAUAUACAUAUACAUAUAUAUAUAUAUAUCUAUAUACACACACUCAGGCGUUUAAAUAUAUUCUGAGUUCGUGUUCCCAUUGAAAUAUUAUUAUUAAAUUCUCUAACAUUUCUGUUCCCAUAA
This is a messenger RNA of Hylaeus anthracinus, 7397 nucleotides long. RefSeq names its product furin-like protease 2 (gene Fur2). The record is from RefSeq and is a predicted model, not a curated record. Lineage: Eukaryota; Metazoa; Arthropoda; Insecta; Hymenoptera; Colletidae. Gene Ontology annotation, cellular component: Golgi membrane; trans-Golgi network. The transcript is spliced from 17 exons. Gene Ontology annotation, molecular function: serine-type endopeptidase activity. The coding region runs from base 1398 to 5423 and encodes 1341 amino acids. Gene Ontology annotation, biological process: protein processing.